CGCCAUCUGUCGAUGGUCGUGUUUCUAGCAACGUUUUAUUGACCUUCCUGAGAGAAUGGAAAACGAAACUUAUAUUCAAUUGUUAAAUUUGCGCCAUAUAAUACGCCUCACAUUGCCUCGGGGAUCAUUGCAAACUCAGAGAUUUGGUUGUUCUUUUUACGGUCAGACACAAAUUGCAAGUUAUUUGUCGGCUAGACGAAUGUAGUUUGGUUAUUUACCUUCCAGACAUCAUCAGAGCACAUUGACGAGCACGGCACGAGGAAUCUAACCGCGCAUCAACUCCAGACAGUGUCUUUAGCUAGCGGGACUUUUAAUAGCUUUAGUUUUUGUCUUGACUAUCUACAACGUAAUUUGUUGUGUUUAAACGAUUAUGCCGUCUUCCGGGUGGAUUCAGUACCUGAACGUGUUAUUUGGUAACUUGGAAAUCACACGGUGGAGUCCUAUUGCUGCUGUAGCCUGCUGUAGGCCUAGCAUGCGCUAAGAUUUCAUGACAUUUAAAGGUGAAGGCCACCCCAGUCUGACUGCCCAGCCCUUCGGCUCCCUCCCUCACGCCCCCUGCCCACUGAGCUAUGAGCAGAGGCAGAGGAGGGCCCCCAACAGAGCACCAACGAUUCUUCCAGCCGCGUCAUCCAGGCAAACCCCGAGUCGACCCAGGUCGUCCGCCAUUUGGCCCAAGGAACCAAAGCCCCAACUCCUUUCACGACAGGCGUCCGCCACUGCCUCCAGCUGCUCCCAGUCCGUGUCCUCCUUUCGGAGGUCCCUCUCGCAUUCCACCUUACGCUGCCCCACUAGCCGGCCCCGGCCCUCCUAACUUCCGCGACCAACAGGAGCGCUUCCUGCGGGGUCUGACCUCCCAGGCUCCCCUGUUCCACGGCCCGGCCCGCUUCACCAAUCACCCGUCAGAGGGCAGAGGCUUCGGCCAAUCCCACAGUGCCUGGCCGCGAGCAAGUGGUCGCACCUCUGGUCGAGGCAGCUGGAGGAGCUCCAGGCCUGCGGACUGCCCGCCCCCCUUGCCUAAAAAACAGUCGGUCCGCUGGAUUAACCAGCCCCCAACCCAUCACCCACAACCACACCCUGACAACCAGCCCCCAACCCAUCACCCACAACCACACCCUGACAACCAGCCCCCAACCCAUCACCCACCACCACACCCUGACCGGCACUGGGACCGAGACCGCAGUCUCUCCUCCCUCUCCGACGGCUUCCGAGCCCUGAGAUUGGACUACAGCAGCCCCAGGCGUUAUUGGGGUGCUGACCAGACAUCGUCUAGCACCUCCACAGCGCCACCUAGCACCAGUAGCGGCAGCAGCAGCAGGGGCAACGGCAGACCGUGGCAGGACCCAACCGCCCACUCCAUCACACUCACCCCUGAGAUCCAGCAGCGUGUCCAGCAGGCGCUUGCAGCCCUCGGCCCCGGGGAGGCUCUCCAGGCCCGGCCACUGGCCAAGAGGUUGCACCUGCCCAAGAAGGUGGUCAACAAGGCACUGUACGCGCUCGCCCACGAGGGCCAGGCCAGUAAGCAGGGCGACGCGCCCCCUCUGUGGACGCUGAGUGGAGACAAACGGGGCACUGCAGGGGCAUCAGUGGAGAGCAUCGGCGCGCCGUCCGUUACGCUCGUGAAGCAAGAGCCCACCUCUCCCACCACAGCCCAGCGGCAGCAGGCCGAGAGGACCGAACACUCUGUGAGCGAACAGCUACAGUGGCCUUGUGCUAUAAAGACCGAAUUUGAGGAAGAGGAAGGAGACGAGGAAGAGGUGGACGACAACGACGAUUACCAGUCUGAUCCUCGCAGGGAGAAAGAGUCUCCUACUUUUAAUUUGUUGAAUCCAGCUGGCGAUCUCUGGCGAGGGGGUCGCACCGAAUCAGUUUUCUCAGGCCCAGAGCUCCAGCCCAGUUUGGGUUCCGCCACCGUCGGAAGCAUGGCCGACUUACGAGAACAACGCGAGCGCGUGCUCCAGUACCUGCUCGAGACGGGCGAGGCCAACGCGCUGCUCAUCGCCAAGAACCUCGGCCUGCGCACGGCCAAGCAGGUCAACCCGCUGCUCUACGGCCUGGAGCAGCAGGGGCAGGUGAGCCGGCAGGCCGAGGUCACUCCGCCGCUCUGGCGGCUCAGCGAGCGUAUCCUGCGCCAGCGCAAGGCCAAGCAGCCGCGCCAGGAGACCGCCCCCCCCGGCGACGCGCCCAUGAUGGAGGAGUGCGGCGUCAGAGGCACCCUGGGAAACGGAACGACGGUGGCGUCAGCGGCCAUCAUGCCGAGCCUGGAGCCCAGCCCUCCGGGCGAGGAGUUCCCCUCGCUCCCGUUCCCGGCGAGUGUCGGGUCGCAGGCGAGCGAGCAUAACGGGGCGGGAGGCGGCGCUACCGCGGGCACUGCUGCCGUGGCAACAGACUCGGCCGAGUGGGCGUCGGACGACAUCCCGGAGUUCCUGAACGUGAUCAGCCAGGCGGAGCAGCAGCAGCUGCAGCAGUGCGGCGGGGGGGGUGGGGGGGGUGGGGGGCGCCCAGAGGCGGGCACGGUGGCCGUGUCGCUGGCCGCUCCCCCCCCCCACCCCAGCACGCUGGAGGCCAGUCGACGCCAGAAGCUGCAGGAGGUGCGUAGCAAGAACCCCGUCAGCGGCCUCAUGGAGCUGGCACAGUACCUGGGGCAGACCUGCGAGUUCCUGCUGCUUGACCAGUCCGGGCCCUCCCAUGAACCCAGGUUCCGCAUGCAGGUGAUGCUGGACGGGCGGCGUUUUCCCGUAGCUGAGGCGUCCAAUAAGAAGGUGGCGAAGAACUACGCGGCGGCGGCCACGCUGAAGGUGCUGCAGAGGGAGAUGGGGGGAGCGGAGGAGAUGGAGGAGGAGGUCGAGGAGGUCAGCGCUAUGGCCCCGGACACCGACACCAUAGAGGAGUUCGCUAGUGGGGAUUCUGCUCCUCCUGCCUUGGCGCGCUCUCUCCCUGGUGGGAAGAACCCCGUGUCCAUGCUGAUGGAGCACAGCCAGCGGAGCGGCGACGCCAUCGAGUUCAUCAACACGCGCCAGGAGGGCCCGCCGCACGACCCACGGUUCAUGUUCCGGGUGAAGGUGGGCGACAGUCUCUUCACAGAGGCCUCGGCGCCCAGUAAGAAGGCAGCACGCCAGCUCGCCGCCGAAGAGGCCGUCAAGGAAAUGCUCUCCGACGGACGGCUGCAGCUCAACAAGCCCCAGCCCAGUUUUCUGCCCGGUGUGGACGCAGGUGUGGGCAGUGCCAUGCAGACCCCAGCUCUGCCGGCGUGCCCGUCGCUGCCCCCCCUGAGUGCGGCCGAGCUGCAGCGGGCACACGAGGCGGGCGUGGGCGACCUCAUCAACCACCUGAACAACAACGCCGUGUCCGGCCUGCUGGAGUACGCCCGCGCGCGCGGCUUUGCCGCCGAGAUCCGCUUGGUGGGACAGAGUGGCCCGCCGCAUGAACCCAGGUUCACCUAUCAGGCCAAGCUGGGAGGCCGCUGGUUCCCUCCGGUGUGUGCCAGCAACAAGAAGCAGGGCAAGCAGGAGGCGGCCGACGCCGCACUACGGGUGCUCAUUGGAGAGGCUGAGAAAGCAGCACGCACUGGAGAGAUUACUUCCGAGACACACACACACAGCUCUGCACACUGCAGUGCCUCUGAUGAAGUCUUAAUUUCCGCUCUGUGCCAGCUGCCUGUAACAGGCAGCACCCUCCAUGAUCAGAUCGCCAUGCUGAGCCACCAGCGCUUCAACGCACUCACAGCCCGCAUACAGCACAGCCUUCUGGGUAGGAAGAUCCUGGCCACCAUCGUCAUGCGGAAGGGUGACACCCUGGGGACAGUUGUCAGUCUGGGGACAGGGAAUCGCUGUGUUAAAGGCGAGGAGCUGAGUCUUAAAGGGGACACGGUUAAUGACUGCCAUGCAGAAAUAAUUUCCAGACGAGGGUUUAUCAGGUUUCUCUACAGUGAGUUGAUGAAGCACCUGGAGGGAUCAGAGGAGAGCAUAUUUGACACGGCAGAGGACAAUAAGCUCCAAAUCAAGCCUGACAUCACCUUUCACCUGUACAUCAGCACGGCUCCAUGUGGCGAUGGGGCGUUGUUUGACAAGUCGUGCAGCGAGUCGGCCACAGAGGCAGGCUCCGGUCACAUGCCCCUCUUCGAGAACGGCAAGCAGGGCAAGCUGCGCACCAAAGUGGAGAACGGUGAGGGCACCAUCCCGGUGGAGUCGAGCACCAUCGUGCCUACGUGGGACGGUAUCCAGCAUGGCGAGCGUCUGCGUACCAUGAGCUGCAGCGACAAGAUCCUGCGCUGGAACGUGCUGGGCCUGCAGGGGGCGCUGCUCUCGCAUUUCCUGCACCCCAUCUACCUGAGCUCCAUCACCCUGGGAUACUUGUACAGCCAUGGUCACCUGACCAGAGCAGUCUGUUGCCGAUUGGCCAGAGACAAUGAUGCGUUCCUGAAGAACCUCCCUCCCCAAUACACUUUAAACCAUCCAGAGGUGGGGAGGGUGAGCGUGUAUGAUUCCACACGUCACACAGGUAAAACCAAGGAGUCCAGUGUGAACUGGAGUCAGCCGGACCAGCUGACUGUGGAGGUGUUGGACGGGACCAAGGGCAAAGUGGACGGACCAAAGCUGGAAGUGUCGCGUGUGUCCAAGUCCAGCCUCUUCCGUCUCUUCCAGGAGUUGUGCAGUCGCGCCGGCCGCGCUGACCUGAUGGCGCUGCCCUCGUACGCCCAGGCCAAGAUGGCUGCCGGGCCGUUCCAGCAGGCCAAGGGGAUCUUCUUCCAGGCGCUCGGCCAGCACGGCUACGGAGCCUGGAUCGGCAAACCCCUGGAGGAGAAGAGCUUCGAGGGGAACGACAGCAACGGCGCAACUGAUGCUUCUGCCAAUGCUUAUGCUAAUGCUAACUUAGCUAUCCACCCCUACAGUGUAGCAUACCCUCAGAGCCAGUAAAGCCAGCCGAUGGGGAGGGAAGGGGGGGGGGUGGGGGGUGAUGAGAGAGAGAGAGGGAUAAGUGAGCUGUGGACAGAGAGGAGUAGCCAGGAGCGAGUGACGUCCCUAGCGGAGAGAUUGCAGUGAUUGAGUCAGACAGGAGGGGUGCGGGGUGGUCUAGAGGGAAAGCAAGAGGGGGGAAGCUGAAAGAGUGGAGGAUGGACGAACUCCUUGGCACUACUGACAUAACUCUAGGGGGGUUGUCACAGUAACCAAACUGCAAACAAAUCAAGCUCCACAGCUUUUAGGCCUAGAUGGUGUUAGUGGUCAAGCAAAUCGUUUGGGUAGAUGAGUGGGGGAAUGUCAAGAUGAUGAUUAUUUUAGGAAUCCUUUUUUAAAUAAUUGUUCUCUCUCUCUCUCUGAUAUACAAUUUAUUAAUUGUAGAGAUUUAUGAUAUCUCUCUUAUAUACAGUUAUAGAACAGUUAUAGAACAAUCAUACUGUUGACAACCUCAUAGCUGGGAAAAACAACUUAAUACACAUAGUUGCAUUUAGUUCUUAAAAAAGUGUCUAGAGUUCACAAGUAAAUUCUUUCUGUCAGUCUAUAAGGUUCCUGAGUUCCAUCCCUAAGUUCCUGAGAUACUUCAGCUGUCUGUCAAAGUGUCGUCUACUUCUUUUUGAUCCACAGCCUUGUCAUGUUUUGCCUGUUCUUAUUGUAUGUGCUUUACACACACUGAAGAGAAUUUUUUUUUUUUUUUUUUGUCGUUUUUUUGUUUAAUGUAGGUAAAAAAUGUAUACAUAAUAUACAUACAGAUACAUGUACACACAGAUGUGUGUAUAUAUACCCUCUGCACUAUUGUGUGUGGAUAUAUAUAUUUGGAUUUGUGUGUUUAUGUAUAUGUAUAUAUUGUAUGUAUAUAUUUUAUAGAUAAAUGACUUGUUUUAUAUUCAACUUUAUAAAAAUAUUGGGGAUUGUAAAGGAAGUGUGGCUUCAUUUUUUUUUUUUUUUAAAGACAUAACAAAUUAGUGAUUUGCCAUUAUAGGAGUAUAUGCGAGCGCACACACACAACACACCCUGACGUGUGUGUGCAAGGCCCAUCACGGACGUCACUGAUUUUGUUUUGGUUUUAUUUUUUUUAUGAUACUCCCAUGUUCAUUUUACUGAAUUAUAUUUGGUCACUUCUCUGAUCUUUGCAGCUGUAACAUUCUGAACUGUGAGGACAGGCUGAGGUUCUCUCCUGCAAUAAACAGAAUGAAAACCAGA
Molecule: messenger RNA, 6155 nt
Organism: Alosa sapidissima (American shad)
Lineage: Eukaryota; Metazoa; Chordata; Actinopteri; Clupeiformes; Clupeidae
Gene: adar
Product: adenosine deaminase RNA specific
Exons: 16
Coding region: 570-4913 (1447 amino acids)
Biological process (GO): adenosine to inosine editing; RNA processing
Cellular component (GO): nucleolus; cytoplasm
Molecular function (GO): double-stranded RNA adenosine deaminase activity; double-stranded RNA binding; tRNA-specific adenosine deaminase activity
Source: RefSeq, a predicted model, not a curated record